Molecule: messenger RNA, 2134 nt
Organism: Coccinella septempunctata (seven-spotted ladybird)
Lineage: Eukaryota; Metazoa; Arthropoda; Insecta; Coleoptera; Coccinellidae
Gene: fl(2)d
Product: pre-mRNA-splicing regulator female-lethal(2)D
Exons: 4
Coding region: 164-1135 (323 amino acids)
Biological process (GO): regulation of alternative mRNA splicing, via spliceosome
Cellular component (GO): nucleus
Source: RefSeq, a predicted model, not a curated record
UGUGCUGUGGCAUCAUUUCUCCAUUUGUGUUUGAAUUGUUUAAAAUUAGGAGCGGAAAUAAGUGGCAUUUUAGAUGUAUUCAAACAAAAGGCGAAAUUUGUGUUGUGUUUAUUUUAGGACAAAUCAAUUCUAGUGCUGCUUAGUGCCUAAUAAGUCUAAAGAAAUGUCUGAACCUAACGAGGGCCAUCGGUCCAUCAGCCCUGUCGAAAAAGAGAAAACGCCUUCGAGGGUGGUGAUUGCCGAUGGAGAAAUGGCCAAUUUAACCAACACGGAGUGGAGCAGCCACUGGCGGCAACAAGACUCCUACAUAAUGACAUUGGAAAGACGAGCUUCUGCACAAGAAGGGGAAUUGGCUGAGCUUCGACAGGUUGCAGAGAAGAUGAAACAGCAACUAAGUGAGUCGCAGCAAAGGGAGAAGUUCCUAGUUAGGAGAAUAGCAGUCAAAGAACAAGAAUCCCAAGAUCUUGUGCUCCAGCUCAACGAACUGAAGAGCAAUCAAGUACCUACAGCGUCGUCUCUACGAAACAUGCUUCUGGAUCCCGCCGUCAAUUGCAUGUACCAACAGUUCCGUAAAGAAAUACAAAACCUCCGAUCCAAACUUGAAGACACGCAGAACGAACUGGCGGCAUGGAAGUUCACACCCGAUUCUAACACUGGAAAGAGAUUGAUGGCGAAAUGCAGACUUUUAUACCAAGAAAACGAGGAGUUGGGCAAGAUAACCAGCAGCGGUCGAAUAGCGAAACUGGAAAGCGACCUGGCAUUGCAAAAAUCGUUCUCCGAAGAAGUAAGACAGUCUCAAAACGAACUGGAUUCUUUCCUUGCGGAUUUGGACGAGGACGUUGAGGGGAUGCAGAGCACGAUACUGAUACUGCAGCAGGAAUUGCGUAAAAGUAAAGAGACGGUUCAAAUCUUACAGAAAGAAAACAGUACUUUGAAAUCGGCGAAUUGUCGGGCCAACGGUGACAGUGUGAAUAAUUGUGAACAGGAAAGGACGACAGACUCUGAGUCAGAGGGCGAAAGGACUCGCGCUAAACGGGUUCGCAGGUCCUCAGUCUUGAGCAUCAAUUAUAACGAGGAUGAUACACUUGUUAUAAAUACGAACGGUGAUGUUGCCAUGACUUCCGAUCCCGAAUAGGUAAUCGUUCUCUCUCUUUCUCUCAGUGUCUGGUUGAAAACGGUGAACGUUUUUUAUGUGAAAGAAAGAUGCGCCACACUUUUUAUUAUUUGAUUGAUUUCGUAAUGUGCAGCCUCCGUUCUUUUUUACAAUUGCAAUAAAAAAAAUGUGAUAUGAAAUAAACAACUAACGGUUACAUUAUCUUUCAUUAACAUUUAAAUAGACUCCCUCAAUAUUCUUCAAAAUGAAAUUAACAUACAAUUGACUAUCAAUGUCUAUAACUUUCCACUACACUUAAGAAUUUUAAAUUUUCAACUCGAUAUUCAGUUAUUCAAAUAUAAUCUGAAAUAGUCUAGAAUUUUUUGUGACUUUACAGUUUUUCUUCCAAAAAAAUUGUUUUGGCCAGUGUACAAAUAAUCCUGUUGCAUGGAUCACAUUUUAUGGAAUUUGCUUCGAUUCGAUUCUUCAAAAAUUUUAUCAUAAUUGAUUCCUAUUUAUAAGAAAUGUAGUUAUUUUAUUCCAUUGUUGUCCAGAGAAUUGAGUUGAAGUAAUGGUAUAAAAAAAUAUUUGGGAGGCUGCGUUCCGUUAACAAAAUAUUUAAUUGAAGCCAUUUAUUUAAUUUUUAAGGCCUAAUAAUCCAGAACUAAUUGGAAUAUAUUCAAACUAAACAUUGAGAGAUGAGAAUUUCAGGUAAAUCGAAGUUAUUGGAGUGCGUGACAUUUUAAAUGCCCUAUAUAAACUGAUGAACAGUAUAUGAAAUUGUACAUGAAAUUACUUAGAAAAUUGUGUUUUUUUCUAUUACUCUUGUGAAAUGAAAUCAAAAUAAUUUGUGCUACACAAAAAAUUAACUAUCUGCAGAGCAGACAAAAAUAUAUAUUUGAGUAGUGCUGAUUCGAUUUUUGCUUUUCAUCAAUGAUGGAAUCGAAUGAAAUUCUUACAUCUCACAUGAUUUGAUGACGAAAGACAGAGUUAGAAUCGUUUAUUUUAUACAUAGAAUUUCAAUAAAUAAUUGAACAAGUU